This is a messenger RNA of Eufriesea mexicana, 1116 nucleotides long. Its product is annotated as tetra-peptide repeat homeobox protein 1. Lineage: Eukaryota; Metazoa; Arthropoda; Insecta; Hymenoptera; Apidae. The record is from RefSeq and is a predicted model, not a curated record. Bases 1 to 1116 code for a protein of 371 amino acids. The transcript is spliced from 2 exons.
AUGAGGACCUUCGUACUUUGCCUUUUGGUCACCGUGGCUCUGGCGUCUGAGGCCGAGGAAGGAAAGCAAGAGAAGACGAAACGCGGUGUCAUCCUAGGUUCAGGAGGACUAGGAGGAUCCUCCAGUGGCCUGGACCUUAGUUCCAGUUCGAGUUAUGGCAACGGUCUCGACUCCAGCGGAAUUUCCGGAGGAUUCGUCGGUGGGCUUUCCGGUGGAGGAUUGUCAGGUGGAAUAUCAGGACUACAGGGAGGUCUGAGUAGCGGAAUCGCUGGCAGUCUUUCAGGAAGCCUCGGUGGAGGACUCUCUGGAGGAUUAAGUGGAGCUGGUGGAGGUAUUCGCACCAUCACCCAACAAGUACCAGUAGUGGUCCCCCAACCGUACCCAGUGUCCAGGCCUGUGCCAGUCCCCUAUUACGUGAGACAGCCGGUCCCAGUGAUCAGAGAGGUUCCAGUUCGUAUACCUCACCCGGUUCCAGUUACAGUUGAGAGACCAGUAGCCAUCCCCCACCCUGUGAGAGUCCCAGUACCAGUUCCUCAGCCAGUCUCUGUACCCCAACCAGUGCCAGUUCCUCAUCCAGUCCCUGUUCCUCAACCGGUCCCUGUUCCUCACCCAGUUCCUGUUCCUCAACCUAUCCCUGUGCCACAAUCUGCUCCUAUUCUGGUCACUGUAUCUUCGGGAUCAAUUGGCAGUUCUAGUGGACUGACCUCUGGGGCCACAACUAGUCUAAGUCCUGGUCUCAGUUCUGGAAUUACCGGUGGCCUCAGUGGUGGUAUUAGUUCUGGAUUAAGCUCUGGCAUUAGCUCUGGUCUCGGAUCUGGUUAUGGGUCUGGUCUGGGCUCCAGCUUUGGUUCCAGUCUUGGCUCCGGUGGUCUCAACUCUGGAUACGCAUCAGGAAUCAGCUCUGGUCUAAGUGGUGGUAUUGGUUCUAUCAGCCUCUCUGGAAAUGGACUGGGUUCUGGCAUAAGCUCUGGACUAGGUGUCAGUCUGGGGUCUGGCCUUGGUACGCAAGGAUUGACAAGUAGUCUUGGCUCUGGAUAUGGAUCUGGGUACGGAUACUCGUCUGGAGGAGGAACUGGUGCGCUUGGAGCUGGUACUAUUAUAAUAAAGAAGCAUUAA